AUGGGAAGCUUUCUUGCUAAAGAAAGAAUGAAUAAAAAUAAUAAACCACCACCGAGUACAACUGAUGCGAAUAAAGAACAAUUCCGUUAUAUUGAAGGCAGAAGGUUUAAUAAUGUUCAAAGUUCAAAAUAUGUACUUCCAAAUGAUGAUGAAGAAUGCGAUAGGUUACAUAUGCAACACUUUUUGAUGAGAUACGCUUGGCAGGGUAACUUUGCUUCUCCCGUUGAACACAUUUUGAACGGCGAUGAUUCUAAAGUUCUUGAUGUUGGAUGUGGUGCUGGUUCUUGGUCAUUUGAAAUAGCAACCACUUAUCCGAAAGCUAAAAUCACCGGCGUAGAUAUCUCACCCGUUCAACCUUCAAUAAUUAAGCCAAAAAACGUUACCUUUAUACAAGCAGACAUUCUUGAAGGGUUAUCAUUUGCCGAUGAAACUUUUGAUUUUGUAUUCCAACGUUUCUUAACUGGCUCAAUUCCAAAGGACAAGUGGCUGUCUGUUAUCAAGGAAUUAACCAGAAUGUUAAAACCCGGUGGAUAUCUGGAGCUGGUGGAAUUUAACGUAUUAUCUGAAAGAUUAGGCCCAACUUCAUUAAAAAUUGCGAAUGCUUUGUACGACUUAUGCGAACAACGAAAUCUGGAAACUAAAAUGGUCCCAAAAUUAAAAUCAUAUGUUGAGAAAGAAGGAAAAUUUGAAGAUAUUAAAGAAGAAAUUAAACUUAUAUAUGGAGGCAAAGCAGAAGGUAAACUUGGUAUAGCGUAUAAUGACGAUAUGAUGGGUCUUUACGAAAAUACGAGAGUCUUAAUGGUUCCAUUUAUGCAAAUUUCUAAUCAAGAAUAUGAUCAAAUGUUAAAAAUCAUAAAAGAAGAAUGGUUAGAACUAAAUUCCUACACGCGUUUCAUUCGAGUAUAUGCUAGGAAAAUCUAA
Funneliformis geosporum is the source of this 921-nucleotide messenger RNA. Lineage: Eukaryota; Fungi; Glomeromycota; Glomeromycetes; Glomerales; Glomeraceae. The record is from the annotation of a GenBank genome assembly.